Molecule: messenger RNA, 774 nt
Organism: Lindgomyces ingoldianus
Lineage: Eukaryota; Fungi; Ascomycota; Dothideomycetes; Pleosporales; Lindgomycetaceae
Exons: 6
Coding region: 1-774 (257 amino acids)
Source: RefSeq, a predicted model, not a curated record
AUGGCCCAGAGUAUCCCCGCCAACAAAUCCUUCUCCCACAACUAUGCGCCAAAAGUAGCACUUCAACACGAGGCACCUCAAAAUCAGCCUGACAGCCCUACCGUGUUAAUCAUCAUCACCUCCGACGCUCCGCAACCUGAAAGAAUAGGCUCGGGCUCCCUGCAGAGAAUUACGCCCGAGACGCUCUUGACGGAAUGUAUCAACCCUCAGUCAUGCUCUUGGCGCCAGCACCGUCCUAAAACGGAAUUGGGAAGUAUGGUCCGGAUGUUUGUUUCCUGUUACGAAGAUGCCAAGUUCGAAGCUCGCCUUGCCUCCGUUAAUCUGACUAUUGAUAUACGCCCGUCUACAACACUCUACUUCUCACAACUUUCUCUAUUUCCACCCGUCAUUUCACUCUUCGCCGCCCUCGUCUAUUCAGCUUGCAUCCGUGCCAUUUCCAUCGAUCUUUGGCGCCCAUCGCCCUCUCUAGACCUACAGCUGAAAGCAGCUCUUAUUCUUUUUAUUGACAACUCUCGUCUCAUUAGGCUGGUACUCGCAUUGGAGUUGUCACCACCAAUUAAUGCAUAUCACGCUAGAUUGGAAGCAAGAACAGCUUAUAAAGACUUAACAAAUGCGCUUCCGACUUGCUUUGAGCUUAAAAACUACCCUUACAUCCAGCCUGCUCCCGCGCCCAGCACCGGCGAGCCAUCCAUCCAUAUAAGUGUCCAUUCCCAUCGACACAAUCCGACCCAUCAUACAAACAUUAAGGAAACCAAAAAAAAACCCAGGUCGUAA